Molecule: messenger RNA, 1339 nt
Organism: Cryphonectria parasitica EP155
Lineage: Eukaryota; Fungi; Ascomycota; Sordariomycetes; Diaporthales; Cryphonectriaceae
Product: P-loop containing nucleoside triphosphate hydrolase protein
Exons: 2
Coding region: 1-1029 (342 amino acids)
Biological process (GO): iron-sulfur cluster assembly
Cellular component (GO): cytosol
Molecular function (GO): ATP binding; 4 iron, 4 sulfur cluster binding; ATP-dependent FeS chaperone activity
Source: RefSeq, a predicted model, not a curated record
AUGGCACCCUCAUUAGAAGAGCCCGAGUCCAUACAAGACGUCAUCAGCAACCCUCUCAAGGCGAAGCCGCAACUGGUGGCGCCCGAACCAGAACAUUGCCCUGGCCCAGAGUCUGAGAAAGCAGGGACGGCAGACUCAUGUGCCGGCUGUCCAAACCAGCAGAUAUGCGCAUCGGCACCCAAGGGUCCUGACCCUGAUAUACCGUUAAUCUCCCAGCGCUUAGCAGGAGUCAAACACCGCGUGCUGGUAUUGAGUGGCAAAGGGGGUGUUGGCAAGUCCACAUUUACGAGCAUGCUAGCCCACGCAUUCGCCCUCAACCCCGACAGCACGAUCGGAAUCAUGGACACGGACAUAUGCGGCCCGUCCAUCCCCAAGAUGAUGGGUGCUGAGACCGAGACAAUACAUGUUAGCAAUUCAGGCUGGUCACCGGUGUGGGUCAUGGAUAAUCUCGGCGUGAUGAGUAUACAAUUCAUGCUGCCCAACAAAGACGACGCGAUAAUAUGGAGAGGCCCCAAGAAGAACGGCUUGAUCAAGCAAUUCUUGAAGGAUGUCGAUUGGGGUGACCUCGACCUGCUACUUGUCGAUACACCGCCGGGGACGAGCGACGAGCACCUGAGUGUAAAUUCAUUCCUGAAGGAAAGCGGCAUUGACGGAGCCGUUGUGGUGACUACGCCGAACGAGGUGUCAUUGCUGGACGUACAAAAGGAAAUUGAUUUCUGUCGCAAAGCCGGUAUCAAGAUUCUCGGGCUUGUCGAUAACAUGAGUGGCUUCGUCUGCCCGAGUUGCAAACAUCAGAGCCAGGUCUUCGAGGCCACCACGGGAGGAGGCGAGGCAUUAGCGAAAGAGAUUGGCAUCCCGUUCCUGGGAGGUGUGCCGUUAGAUCCUCGGAUUGGAAUGGCUUGCGACUAUGGCGAGAGCUUUUUCGACUCUUUCCCUGACAGCCCGGCAUGCAAGGCUCUCAAGAGGGUGGCCAGGAGUGUUGGAGCCCAGAUAGGGCUGGAUUUUCAGGAUUCUUUACCUGAGGAGUAGAUGCGAGCCAAUCAAAAUAGAGCGAGAUACCCAUGAGCAAUCCAUGCGCCGUACAGAUGUGCCUCCGCAGAAACCUGAAAAGGAAAACAAGGGAGAUCUUCCAUUGCACCCUCGUCAGAGCGCAAAUCAGCUUCAGUGAAUGUGCGUGCGCCAUGACAACACCUCUUCUCAGGAGGCGCCAAGCUUCUCCGGGAUCUCUUCCAAGUCAUCAGCUGACGCGAUGUCAAUGACCUUGUUCACCUCCGCCGUAUUCCGGAAGAGCUCCUUGGCACCUGCAUACAACAUUCGAAGCUCACUGUUGCAUGUGACC